AUGCUUGACUGGCUUCUUUCACGCAUGGCUGGUUGCACAUUCAAGCAGCUGACACUCGAAGAUGGUAGGGGGCGUGUUGUUGUUUUGGUGCAUAGAAGAAGUUGUAGAAAGAAAAGGAUGGCUGGGUCCAGCAAGGGAAGUUGUUUAAUCAUCGUUAGUUCACAUUCAGAUGGUGUUCUUGCACAGUCUUUUAUACAUUCCUUUACACUGACUCACUCAGCCUUUAAUGUUCAGUUAGCAGCACCAGUGGCGAAAGCUAUUGAUUUCAUUAAACAAGAUGAUAACAGUAGAAAAUGGUUAAAUGAAUUUCGUACAAAGCCUUUUGCUACACCAGUCAGACUGGAAACUAUUGAAGCUAGUCGGUAUUCAGCCCUUCUUUUCCCCGACGCACCUGGAGCAUUACAUGAUCUGUCAUCCAACUCUGAACUUGCCAAUAUUAUCCAACAUUUUAUUCACGAACAAAAGCCUAUUUGUGCCAUUGGAUCAGGUGUAGCUGCACUUUGCUGUGUCAAAGAUAAGUACAAAUGGGGCUUCUCCAACUAUUCAAUGACAGGCCCAUCUGUGUAUGAACUUGCCCAGUCAUCUGGUUUUGGUGAAAUUCCAAUUAUUCUUGAAGAUUUUAUCAAAGAUAAUGACGCUACUUUUAGUGGUAAGUUUUGGUGUUUUUUUUUGUAUUUCAUUUAGUGAUUUAAC
Molecule: messenger RNA, 693 nt
Organism: Anneissia japonica
Lineage: Eukaryota; Metazoa; Echinodermata; Crinoidea; Comatulida; Comatulidae
Product: glutamine amidotransferase-like class 1 domain-containing protein 1
Exons: 6
Coding region: 1-684 (227 amino acids)
Source: RefSeq, a predicted model, not a curated record